Molecule: messenger RNA, 2447 nt
Organism: Meloidogyne enterolobii
Lineage: Eukaryota; Metazoa; Nematoda; Chromadorea; Rhabditida; Meloidogynidae
Source: the annotation of a GenBank genome assembly
CAAAUACAACAGGAGAUGCUUCAUCACAAAACUUUUGAUCCACCCUCUCCCAUUCGCAAGUAUUUUUAAAUAAUUUAACUGAGCCUCUCGGGGGCGGUUUAUUUUUAUGGAGGUUUACUUUUAGAAGGCAACAUUUAAAAAUAUGAGAAAUAUUUUGGAGAAAAUACAGUAAUCAUUCGCAUAAUAAUUUUAGAACACGUACAGCUGCUUUGUUAGCAAUGAAACCAGCAACUGGGGUAAAAAGAAAUAAUGCUAAAGCAUCUGAAGGUGAUCUGAAAAUAAUUCUCAAAAAAUUUUUGAAUUUAACAGAAGGGGGAAAUACGGCACAUAAAAAAUCAGAUGUAAAUUCAAAGGAAUGGAUUUCUAUCCCUCCCUUAUACGAUACAGAACAUGGAGGAUGGUGUGCAACAUAUCCUCAUUUACUCUGUACAACAAGACAAAAAGAUACUUUACUUGAAACUCGUUCUGCUGUCCAAACAGGCAAACGCCCUCUUUUUUAUUUUCAUGUUAGGGCAGAAUUGUUCAGUUUUUCUGGUGCUUUUACAACAGCACAUACACUCUCAUUACCUUUUACUAUUGCAACGAGAAGAAAUCAGGAUUGUCAAGUUCAACGAAUGAUGAGUUCUUAUACAGCUACAUGUUUUUGGCUUUAUGGAACAAAUGUCUUUGAUGGUCUUUUACUUCAAUGGCAUGAUGGGGAAAUUGACUGGAAACAUUUUAAAUUGCUUUAUUCCCUUUAUUUUGCAAUGAAUGCAGAAGUAACAAGAACCUUUAUUGAUGAAGACUUUAAUAUCUUACAACAAAAAAUGCAUUGUUCAGAGUGUACUGAACGCACCACAAUUGACCUAACAAAUGAAUAUUCUUUGGACCAACCUUCUUUAAUAAGUUUCAAAAAUGUUCUCUGUCCUCACUUGCAUUUUACUUCACCAAAUUGUGAUUUGAGAUUUAGUGUUUGGAGAGGAAUGUUGGAACUUUUGCAUUUAUUCAGUGACCAAAAAACAGAAACACGAAAUUUAUGGGAGGCUGGAUUGCUUCAAGGAUUUAUGGAAUUAAAUACUGUAUAUUCAAUGCUACGAACACUUCCCGGCUCAGGACUUGUAAUGCGUUUAUCAUUAGUAGCAGGGGCUUGUGUUUGUAUUACUGUUAAAUGUUCAAAUGAUGAAUUUCUUGAUUUAGAACCUUUGGAUGUUAAAAAACUUCAAUCUAAAAAUUUAAAUGAUUAUCUAAAAGAUAUAAUUCUUUCUGAGAAGGUUGAUUUCGUUCUCGAUUCGGAUAAACAAUGGGUACAUGUUGCGGAGGUUCUAAAGCGUUGUCAGAAAGUUUCUGGAGAUAAUCAGGACCCUGCACAAGAAAUAAAAACGCGAGAAAUACUGUCUAAUGCUCUACAUCCAGGCCCUAUUGAGAAACAACAUUCAAUCACUUUCACCCCAAUGCGAGUUGCUGUUGUGACCUGUAAGAUAAACACUACAGAUAAUAACAAUGAACCAGAUGAUGAAUUUGCCACUGAUAAUUCUGUAGCAAAUACGAAUUCUCAACAAGAUCCAAACAACCAAUUAUCCCUUAACAAUGGAGAAGAAAAUUUUGAGGCCGAACUAAGGCAGUUAAUGCACAGAUAUGGAAAGACUCCAAAGGAUGUUGUAAAUAUAACUCCAAAUUUAUUAAAUCAGCAUUCAAUUCAACAUCAACAAAAGCAUCCAACUUCAACAACUGCUUUCCUUUUAUGUCAACAAAUGCCUAUAGUAGGCAAUGAUGUUCAGCAAUGUCAAAAGAUUGAUAAAAGUGGAGGAAAUGUUGGUGGACUUAUUCGUUCUGUACCUUCUUCCUCGACAUUAUCCUCUCAUUUGGAAGAGGAUAAUAUAUCAACUACAUGUUCGAUGCCCAAAAAGAUUUCUCCUAAUUCAUCAAAAACAAAUAAUCCUUCAUUUCAAACACAAGCAGACAGAUUUUAUUUCACAAAUAAUCGUAGUAGUGGUGGAAGUUUAAUGCCAACAAUGAAUAAACCAAUUAUUUUAAUGCCCGCAAUUGCUACAAACGCUAAUCCAUCUUACAUGAUUACCCCAUCAAUAUCUUCAAAUGGUUCACAUAGCCAAGAGUCAAUAUUUAGCUCAACACUUGACAGAAUUGAUAAUAAUUCUUCACUUUAUUCCUUAUCAACUAAUAAUUCCUCUAAUACAAUUUGCACUUCUUCCUGUUGUUCUUCUGCAUUAUCCACAACAAUUAGUGGAGAUAUUAAUGAAUCUUCACCAAUUAAUUCAAUUUUGUGUCAACAAAUGUCAAUCCAAAAACAGCCAUUAAUUAUGCUGUCAAAUUCUCAACAACAACAAAUAACAGAAGGGAAUGUUUUUCAAAAUUUAAAUUAUAACCAACAACAUUUAAAUCCCUCGGCUGAACAACAACAUCAACAACAAUUAUUGCAACAACAGCAAUUUCAUUUCCGAAUGUCUUGA